Messenger RNA from Leishmania mexicana MHOM/GT/2001/U1103, 2475 nucleotides. RefSeq lists its product as hypothetical. The record is from RefSeq and is a predicted model, not a curated record. NCBI's taxonomy places the organism in Eukaryota, Euglenozoa, Kinetoplastea, Trypanosomatida, Trypanosomatidae. The transcript has a single exon. Bases 1 to 2475 code for a protein of 824 amino acids.
AUGUGGCCCGCACUACGUAGGGCGGCCUUCUGGGGCUUAUGGCUGACUUUUGCAGUCCUUUGUAGCAGCAGCGGAUGGGCCAGCAGAGCUGGCAUUGUAAACUACACCGUCACCUCAGUGACGCGAAGCCAACUGGCUGUCUUGUCGCGUAAGCACUGGGCCCAGUACCAAACCGUGUGCGGCUCACCCAACGCAACCCAAACCUGGGAUGACACAUCGUUAAUGAGGUUUGUCUUCCCGCCCCUCUCGCGUGCCGGUGUGAGUGCUGCCUUCUACGCCUGGAACAGCACCUCCUGGUAUGUGAGCGACAUGGGGUUUCUGUCCCCUACACCGUAUGGCAUGUGCAAAGGCUUUUGCCAGAAAAAUAUCUACGCGACGCUGCAAGGCAACUAUGCCUUCUCUGACAACAUGUCGGUGCUGUACGACGGCGGUGGCGACUGGCCCAUGAUUUGCUUCUACGCAGCGCCCUUCGCGUUCAGCGGCGGAUCUCCCUCCCAUGCCAGCAUCGUCACGAAGGACACCAUAGCGGACGGAGCCGUUAGUUCUGCAGCUGGUGAACACAGGCCUGAUAGCAGUCCGGUCUUUAGAAACUCAGGAGCCGACAAGGGGUACACAACGCUCGAGUACUGCAACGUGCCGAUUCGUGGGGCAACAGGCUCUGCACAGACUCAGCUGACGGCACAGGUGGUGGUGUACGCCAACGGCACCAUCAUUAUGCGGUACGCCUCGCUGCCAGACACCAGCAUGCUGCCCGAAUACAUGCCGAGCACGGGGCUCGUCUACUCGAAGACGCUGCGCACGGUAGUGCCGACGCCGACGGCGGCGAACGGCAUUGUCGCGUACCGCUUCGACCCCGUGCUUGACGCGUGUGCCGCACAUGGCGAUGCCUCGGUGUGCACGGCGGACACGGGGGGCGACUGCGUGUGGUGCUCCUCCACCUCCGCGUGUUGUGCGAGCACGUUGGCGUCGGAGGUGUGCCCACGCGGGCAGUGGACAACACCUGCGAGGAGCACGGCUGCCUUCGCACCACAGAAAUUCUACGACGUCACUGUGGACUUCAACGGUGCCUUCCGUGAUUUUAGCACCACGUACAGAAACCUGAGCGCAGUGCACGAGUUUACAGUGAUAACCGGGUGGGAGGGUGUGCUGUUUGGGCGCCAUAAUUCGACGUUUCUUCAGUGCAGUCCUGGCCUUUCCUGCACCAUUGCCCCCGAUAUGAACAGCUGCAACCCCAUUCUGGGUACCUGCCCGAACGGCAACUACACACUGACCAUCCUCUGUCUGCAGUCGCGCAUUGUCUGGGGAACCGACGCCAAAGCGAUCUCGACGUUGACGCCGACGCAGCCGGACGGAGCACCGCUUUGCACCCCGGAAGGGUGUGGUACGGGUUUCAUGGUGAAAGUAACUGGCUCACGAUUGCAGAACGGCAACAUCGUCUCUCCAAAGUUUACUGUGCAGCUGUACCUGGACACAAACGGGAUGGUGGACUUGGUCAUUCAGGCGGACAUGAUCAGCGCUGGAACGCCGCUACUCGCGUACCCUCCCAUGCGCGUUGGACUUGUCCGCUAUGGUGUGGACGACGCAUCAUCGGUCAUGAUCCCGCAAGGCCUCCUGCGCAGUGGGCUGCACGUCCGCUUCGUGCCGCAGUCGAGCUGCAAGGACUGCGGGCUGAACGGCUGGUGUGACGAGUCCUCGGGUAGGUGCCAGUGUCAGCCGGGGUACUACGGCCGCAGCUGCGUGGCGUGCCCUGCGUGCUGGACGGGCAGCAUGUGCGACGAGGGGAUCAUGGGCAGUGGGACGUGCCUGUGCAGCGGAGGGGCGUGCGAGGCAGCGUGUGCCAACACGAGCGGCGGGAGCGUGCCGUCGAGGAGCUGCGGCGGGUGCGACGCUGUUGGUGGGCGCUGCAACUGCGGCGUGUGCGAAUGCCGGGAUGGGUGGAGCGGCGCGGGCUGCAGCGAGGCUCCUGCUGACGCGUGCCGCGCGUACUCGUUCGACGGUUGCGAGGUGUGCGGACAGCACGAGGGGUGCGUGUUCUGCCAUGACUCGACGUGCUUCAAUCCUGCGCUGAGUGGGACGCGUGACGGGUACACAUGCUCGUACAGCACCCCCGCCGCCGACAGGCAGGCGUGCGUGACCUACGGACAACUAGAAAUGGUUUCACAGAUGUGGAAUGCGUAUACGGUUCUGGUGAUCAGCUGUUUAGUUACUGCGAUGGCUGUGAUAACGCUCAUUUUGGUGCUUGUGCUCCACGUUCUCUUCUCGAACGCUAGAGGCCGUGACUUGAUGGCUGUAGUGGCGGUUGACGGAACGCCCGACUUUGUGAAUCGACAGCAGCAGCGGGAGGUAGUUCAGGGUGCCCUCACACGACGCCGGGUGCCAGAGAGAGAGACCAUGGGCAUUCCGCUGAAGCAGGUAUCCCUUCGACGGCUGUUCAAGCGGCGCGCAUCGGCUUUGACGCGUGACCCUGCGCAGUAA